Molecule: messenger RNA, 1396 nt
Organism: Drosophila innubila
Lineage: Eukaryota; Metazoa; Arthropoda; Insecta; Diptera; Drosophilidae
Exons: 2
Coding region: 99-1181 (360 amino acids)
Source: RefSeq, a predicted model, not a curated record
CAUUUGGAUCUGGCAACGCCGUUUGUGCUGCAGCCAACUUCACGCGAGACGCACUUGGAGCAAAACAGCAAAGUAUCAAAGAAUAAAAAUAUAUAAAAAUGAAUAUGUCAAAUUUGAACGACUUGCGGUCCUAUUCCCGCCACUGGUUAACCGAGUUCAUAGAGCAGUACCAGGAGGAGGAGUGCCUGUGGCAGCCAAAGCAUCAUGAUUACAGUAAUCACGCGUCCAGAAACAAAGCGUACGACAAACUAGUCGAAAAAUUAAAAGAAGUUGAGCCAAAUCCAGAUCGCGCCAUGGUCGUUAGAAAGAUCAAUUCAUUGAGAUCGGCAUUUCGUCGCGAGUUUCGCAAGUCAAGCAACAAAAGUGACUACGAGACACGUCUCUGGUACUACGACAAACUGCUCUUCAUAGCCGACCACAAACCCAAGAGACACUCUAAUGAAUUGGCCGGCAAACCAAAGCGUGAGUUGCACAUCAACUUUGACGACGAGGACUCGAUGGACUAUGAGGAGGAGUCGCAUCAUGCACCACAGUCCCAGCACACAAUUGAGACAAUCGUGCCCGCGUCCAGCGAUGAAGUCGAGGAAGUGGCGCCGUCUAACAACGUUGUCGUCAGCAGUCAGGGCACCACGCUCAGCACCAUAACCGUCACUCCGGCGGAUUGUGUAACCCUGGUCAAAGAUGAGUCGCAUCAGGCACAUCACGAAGAUGCCUCUGAGGCGCAUCAACGGUUGGUAGCACAGGCGACAGCCGCACAGACAUCCUUGGCUGCUGCUGCGGCUGGCGGACAUGCGGUUAAAGUAUUAGAGAUUACAUCGCUCGACUCGAAUUCGCAGCGCGAGAUCCAACAGGCUGUCAACUCGCUGGAGCAUCACCAGCAGCAGCUGCAGCACCUGCAUCAUCAGGCCAACGGUCAUGCCCAGCCAGUGCCGACCAUUCAAAUUGGACGCGAUCAUUACCAGCCGCUUUUUGGAAAUACGGCAACCACGGCAUACACAACAACAGCUCCCAGCACGUCACAUCGCCAUGAGGAUGAGUACGAUGCCAUUGGAGUAAAUGUUGCGAGUAAACUGCGAUCCAUUAACCAUACCCAACGUAUUAUUGCCGAGAAGCUCAUCAGCGAUGUUCUCUUCAACGCCCAGCUCGACAAUCUCACUGUCAAUUCCUCAUUGACGCAAUAAUUUAUUAUCUAUCUAUAUUUUAUAAAUCAAUUGUAAGAUAUGAAAACAACAAUCAAUUAAUUGUUCGUUUCCAUGUCCAAGAAGAGCAAAGUUUAAUUUACAUAAUUGAAUGCAUGUCCUUCGGCUAUCUGUUAGCAUGUAUUAUAAAGUUUUUAAUUUUUCAUAGAUUUAAUUACUGCAUAACUUUAAUGCAAUAAAUUAAUUUUAACUAGCAA